Fusarium proliferatum ET1 is the source of this 375-nucleotide messenger RNA. RefSeq lists its product as uncharacterized. The record is from RefSeq and is a predicted model, not a curated record. Lineage: Eukaryota; Fungi; Ascomycota; Sordariomycetes; Hypocreales; Nectriaceae. The transcript has a single exon. Bases 1 to 375 code for a protein of 124 amino acids.
AUGGACGUAAUCAGCACAAUCAGCGCCGGACAGAUCGCAGGGAAACUUUUGAUGUAUGGGCUGCCAGCUAUUUCAAGCUUGGUUGCCAUCUCAACUGAGCUCAAAGAAGGAAAGGCAGCGGCGCAGAAGGAGACGACGUACAAGGAAAUGGAGAAAGCCAUACCCAAGGUCCUUGAGCUUAUUGAACAAAAAGAGAUUCGACACGUCGCCAACGCAUUCAACUCAACCCCAGAAGUCAUUGCAUACUUCCAAGCCGCCACCGUUGGUGCCGUGCCUCUUAUUCUCCUGGAUGUUGCGCAGUCUAUCAAAAGAAUUGGCGCAAGUCUCGAUGGGAUCAAAGACGAGCUCGCGAUUUCAAACAUAGCCAAGGUUUAA